Molecule: messenger RNA, 1612 nt
Organism: Aricia agestis (brown argus)
Lineage: Eukaryota; Metazoa; Arthropoda; Insecta; Lepidoptera; Lycaenidae
Product: solute carrier family 22 member 1-like
Exons: 7
Coding region: 120-1580 (486 amino acids)
Biological process (GO): transmembrane transport
Cellular component (GO): membrane
Molecular function (GO): transmembrane transporter activity
Source: RefSeq, a predicted model, not a curated record
GUGCUACUAAUCUUAAUUUGCGUUCCAUCUAAAUUUUUGUGAGUUUCAUACGCAAGUGCUCUGGUGUGUAUUUCUCUCAAAACUCUUGUAUGUGCCGAUGUGCGUAACAAAGUGACAAGAUGACUAGGGAUCAAAAAACUAUAGAUUUGGACGACAUAUUGGAUGGUUUCGGAAACUUCCAACCUUACCAUCUGUGGCUGGGCUUCCUGAUCAACUUCGGUGCUGUCACCAACUCCAUCUACACUGGCAACUACGUGCUUGUUGUUGAGAAUGUCGCUUACAGAUGCGCAGACGGCAACUCGAGCGUGUGUGGCGGCUGCGACAAGUGGGUGUACGACAAUCCCGACAGUUUUGUAGCUGAGUUCGAGCUAGCAUGCCAGGACUGGAAGCGAACGUUGGUGGGUACGGCGCACAGCACUGGAUACAUGUUCGGCCUGCUGCUAGUCGGACCCUUAUCUGAUAGAUUCGGCAGGAAGACGCUGAUAAUAGCUACUGGUGUUAUGGGCGGUGUCAUCGGCAUGCUGCGGAGCCUAUCGCCAUGGUACUGGUUGUAUAUCGCACUGGAAUUCCUCGAGGCUGCAAUCGGUGACUCCUGCUUACCAGCGUUUGUACUAAUGUUGGAGUUCGUGUCGAAACAAAAGCGUGUUGCUUUCUCGUCCAUAUGCACCAUCGGGUAUCCCGCUGGGAGCAUGUUAUUUGCUCUGGCCGCAUGGAUGGUGCCGUAUUGGAGACAUCUACUACUCGUCCUGUACACCCCCGCGCUCCUGUUCAUCUUCUACAUAUUCUUCCUUGACGAGAGUCCCCGAUGGCUCCAAAUUAAAGACAGGAAGAAGGAGGCUACGGAUCUGCUAGUAAAGAUUUCGAAGAUAAACGGCAAAGAGCUGGACAGGCAUGUGCUGGAAAAGGUAUCAAUGGAGGCGGAAUCGAAGGUGCCUUUGGGGAAGCUGCUUAAGAAUACCUUCCAAUCGAGUGCCCUUCGGAAGCGGUUUCUGGUGUGCCUCGUGUGGUGGAUAAGCUGCACGUUUGUGAGCUACGGCAUGACGAUAAACUCGGUGUCUCUGCAGGGCAAUAAAUACGUGAACUAUGCGCUCAUUUCUGUGUGUGAGUUGUUCGCCAUUUGGGGCAUCAUGUACGUGCUGACGCAUUAUCGAAGGAAGUUCCCUUUGCUCCUCACCUUCUACAUUGGUGCCAUCUUCUGCCUCGUUCAACCAUUCAUGCCUAGUAAUCUCGGCUGGCUCUCCGUAGCCCUGUACAUAUCAGGGAAGACGAUGAGCUCCUUUUACUUCAACAUCACGUACAUCUACACGUCGGAGCUGUUCCCGACGUAUACUCGCAACUCCAUGCACGCGCUGUGCUCGUCUCUCGGACGUAUAGGCUCGAUACUCGCCCCGCAGACACCACUUCUGAUGCCAUACUGGAGUGGUCUCCCGUCCAUCAUCUUCGGCGUCGUCGCGGCGGUCGCCGGAACAGCCACUUUCCUCGUCCCUGACAUAGACUCCACAUCACUACCGGACACCGUGCACCAAGCUGAGGCCAUCGGGAUGAAAGACAAGAAGACAGAUGUCAUCUCGCGGUUAUGACAUGAAGACGUAUUAUGAAUAAAAUAUAAUUU